AUGCAAAGUGCGUCAGAUAUUAUUUCAUCGCUUUUGUGGUUUAAAGAAAAUAGUAACAAUGAAAAUGAAAAUGAAUCGCAAACAAUUGAACAAUUCGUGCAAAACGUUGAGGAUUUUAGUUCUCAGUAUGGAAGUGAGAUAAGUGUUUCCUACACCGCUUUUAAUCUCCGCGGACCCCCUUCGAACUUCCCCGAUUAUGGGGAUUAUCCACAAGCGUUUGUAAUGAGAACUUAUGGAACCUGGUGGGAUGAAGCACCAUCGGUGCAAGAGGAUUUUAUGCCACAAAAUACAAAUAUUAUACCGAGCCAGGACUAUGUAGAAGUUUCCUUUGAAAGAUCUGUAUACCCACUUGAAGUAGCAAUAUUUGAGACAUAUAAUCCUGGUGCUUUAGUAAGGAUUUGGGCCUUAGGACCAACAUCAUGGAUUUUGCUAUGGGAAGGUGAACCUGAGUAUGCAGGUGACAGCCCAAGAAUAUUUAGCCCUCCAAUACGUCAAAUUAAUUAUCCCACAAGAAUACUGCGUCUAGAAUUUAAUCACAAACUACUACCCUAUUAUACGGAGCUUGAUGCAAUACUUCUAAGAGGCAGAGAGCCACCCAGUGAAUUAAAAAAACGAAAUAACUUUUCAUACUCCACACUAUUUUAUAAAAAGACGCAGCCGGAAAAAGGAACACUCUUAAAUAAGGUGAUAGCAUCAAAUCUUCAUGAGAAGGUUUUACCUCCUGGUGUAUUAGCUAAGACUGAAAGAAUAAAGGACACGGGACCUCUACAAGGAGAUUUCGAGAGGCUACCGGACGAGACGAUACUAUGUGUAAUGAAGUACCUGGAUAUGCAGUCGCUAUGCCGCUGCGCUCAAGUCAACAGACAUUUCCGAAGGCUGGCUUCGGAUGCGAUUCUCUAUCGGAGCAUAGACCUUCGUCCGUAUUGGCACUGUGUCAGAUCACAGGUACUGAUGACGCUGUCAAGGCGAUGCAAGUUCCUUCAGAAACUAGAUCUGUCGUGGUGCGGAAGUCACUGUAUGAUACAAUCGCAUUACGUCGUCAACUUCUUAAAAGACAGCGGCGCUGAGUUGACUCAUCUUCGACUGAAUUGCUGUAAAUUCGUUGACAACUCCGUGUUAAGAGCUGUAGUUAACACAUCCGCUAAUUUACAAGAACUGUGUCUACGCUCCGUGGUAGUGUGUUCUGAUUGGGGCUGCCUAGCUGCAUUGACCAAGUUAAAGCGUUUGGACUUAUAUCGAACUCAUAUAACGACUGGUGCUGCAGUGGCUAUUGUACGAGCUAACCCCGGCUUGUUACAUCUCAAUGUUGGUUCGUGUAAAAUGAUAUCCGCCAUGGAUGAGGUCGCUUUUGCCCUCGGAGCCAAUUGCCCUGGACUUUUGUCAGUGGACUUUUGGAAGUCGUUUUCGCUUACUGCAGCUGGACUGCGUGCUUUAGGUAACUGUAGGAAUCUACAAGAGUUGGAUGUCGGCUGGUGCUUACAAGCUGGUGGCUCUGGAGAAUGGCUAUCAGCGCUAUCUGUUAGGGAAUUGAGGAAGCUGUUUCUAGGUUCACUGCGUGGUAUUUCCGAUAGGGACCUCCGUGCCCUUAUACCUCACGCCAAGAAUCUAUCUCAGCUUGAUUUGUUGGGAGUUAGGGCGGUAUCACCAGAUAUUUGUUCCGAGAUAUUAGCGGAAUGUCCUGAGCUAAGACUACUGGACGUUAGUUUUUGCGAUCAAAUACAGGAAAUGCAGGUCCUGGAAUGGCGUCGGCAGUACCCUCACGUCAGUAUUAAACGAUCUUUCCAAUCAGCUAACCUCAGCGGAGAACCCAACCCCUUGUUCUUGGAGCCAAGUCUAGGAUGGAAUUUCAUUUAG
Molecule: messenger RNA, 1854 nt
Organism: Leptosia nina
Lineage: Eukaryota; Metazoa; Arthropoda; Insecta; Lepidoptera; Pieridae
Source: the annotation of a GenBank genome assembly